UGUUGAAAACACAGUGAAAGCAAGGCUGAGACCAUCUUUGUCACUAGCUGCCAACUUGGAUGGUAUUGUAAAUAGUUUCCUAUGUCUUUAUUUAUUUUAUUAGAACUUUCAACACUGCCAAUCUGCAGCAUAUCUGGUGUUACUCUGGGAUAGAAGGAAUGGCCCCGCUUCCCCUUCUUUCCUCUUAAUUGUCAUCUUUUAAUAAGUUCCUCUCUGAAAGAGAGAGAGAGAGAGAUCUAGAGCGAGAGGGCCGGCGAGAGAGAUGGGCUCUCCUGGGUGGUACUGCAUAUUUCUCUUCUUCUUUCUUCUAUCUUCUCAUUCAGCCAGGCACGGCGUCAAUGCAGCACCAGCAUCACAAGAACGGCAGCAAGAGUAUGACAAGAUAAAAUCACUUCCAGGGCAGCCGCCGGUGAGCUUUGCUCAGUAUUCCGGCUACAUCACGGUCGACAAGAAGCACGGAAGAGCUCUCUUCUACUGGUUAACGGAGGCCGCCAUAGACCCCACUGCCAAACCCCUAGUCCUGUGGCUUAACGGAGGACCUGGUUGUUCUUCCAUAGCAUUCGGUGCAUCCGCGGAGGUUGGCCCCUUUCGCAUCAAGAAAAAUGGUUCAGCUCUUUAUUUGAACAAAUACUCUUGGAACCGAGAGGCAAACAUCCUCUUCCUUGAAUCACCAGCGGGUGUUGGAUUUUCUUAUACCAAUACGAGCUCUGACCUGGCUGGGUUUGGAGAUGAACGUACAGGUAAAUUUACCUCUUUGUUGAUUCUGUCUGUUUAUAAACGAUUUACUCUUAUUAUUUUCAUUAUUAAUGUGCUUCCAUAUAUCGUGACAAAAUCUUCAGCUAGUGAUUCGUUGACCUUUCUACUGGGAUGGCUGACAAGGUUCCCUCGCUACAAACACAGGGAUUUCUACAUUGCGGGGGAAAGCUAUGCAGGGCACUACAUACCCCAAUUAGCAAAGAAGGUUCACGACUACAACAAGGUCACCAAAAGCAAUCUCAUCAACCUCAAGGGUUUUCUUGUGGGGAAUCCAGUGAUGGACAGCAACUAUGACAAUAUAGGCACAGUAAACUACUGGUGGAGUCAUGCACUCAUCUCUGACGCCACCUACAAAUCUAUACUCAAAUUCUGCAACUUCUCACGUCCAGCUGACCGUACAGAAAAGUGCAAUGACAUCAUUGAGCAUGCUGCUACCCAUGAUUUUGGGAACAUUAACCCCUAUAGUAUUUAUACACCAUCUUGUCCAACAUCAUCUAAAAGCAGGUUGUCCGGGAUUCUGCUAAAGAACACUUUGAUUGGGAGCCCUACUUAUGGAUAUGAUCCUUGUUCUGAGAACUAUGCAGUACAAUACUACAACAGGCUCGAUGUGCAACGAGCGAUGCAUGCGAAUACAAGUGGUAUACCAUACAAAUGGACAACCUGCAGUGAGGUGCUAACACAGUGGAAAGAUUCUCAAGUUUCAAUGCUGCCCACUUACAGGGAACUCAUCAAAGCUGGUCUUCGAAUUUGGGUUUUCAGUGGAGAUGCAGACUCAGUGGUUCCAGUGACUGCAACGAGGUUUUCUCUGAGUCACCUCGGCCUCCCUGUGAAGAUUCCUUGGUACCCAUGGUACUCUGAUGGCCAGGUGGGAGGAUGGACAGAGGUGUACCAAGGUCUGACCUUUGCUACUGUGAGAGGAGCCGGGCAUCAAGUUCCAACUUUCCAAGCAAAGAGGGCAUUCUCCCUCUUCAAGUCAUUCUUGGCCGGAAGAACGCUCGCCGGUGUUGGCAUGGCUGAAGGUGGCCGUCCUUAGAACGUUUCUCAUUUUUUCAGAUACAGAGAAAGCGUUAGUCGUCCUCCUUGAGGACUUGUGAGUGCAAGAAGUAAUUAUUUACUGUAAGAUUGUUUCUUUAUUGUUAUUCUAAGAAUGACUUUCAGAGUUCCGGAUACGAACAGCCACAGUUCUACUGAUAAUUUGGAAUAAGGCCUGCGGUUAAGCUUGUGAUGUUGAAAAAUUUGAGAUCUGAUCUCUCCAUUUUAAAAUGCAUAAUUUCAUCUCA
Messenger RNA from Nymphaea colorata (pocket water lily), 2036 nucleotides. Its product is annotated as serine carboxypeptidase 24-like. The coding region runs from base 263 to 1789 and encodes 508 amino acids. Gene Ontology annotation, biological process: brassinosteroid mediated signaling pathway; proteolysis. Gene Ontology annotation, molecular function: serine-type carboxypeptidase activity. The record is from RefSeq and is a predicted model, not a curated record. The transcript has 8 exons. NCBI's taxonomy places the organism in Eukaryota, Viridiplantae, Streptophyta, Magnoliopsida, Nymphaeales, Nymphaeaceae. Gene Ontology annotation, cellular component: vacuole.